CACAGGUAACAACACACUCCUGUACCUAUACCACUGCCUACACCUAACACAGGUAACAACACAGUGCUGUACCUAUACCACUGCCUACACCUAACACAGGUAACAACACAGUGCUGUACCUAUACCACUGCCUACACCUAACACAGGUAACAACACAGUGCUGUACCUAUACCACUGCCUACACCUAACACAGGUAACAACACAGUGCUGUACCUAUACCACUGCCUACACCUAACACAGGUAACAACACAGUGCUGUACCUAUACCACUGCCUACACCUAACACAGGUAACAACACAGUCCUGUACCUAUACCACUGCCUACACCUAACACAGGUAACAACACAGUGCUGUACCUAUACCACUGCCUACACCUAACACAGGUAACAACACAGUGCUGUACCUAUACCACUGCCUACACCUAACACAGGUAACAACACAGUGCUGUACCUAUACCACUGCCUACACCUAACACAGGUAACAACACAGUCCUGUACCUACACCACUGCCUACACCUAACACAGGUAACAACACAGUCAUGUACCUACACCACUGCCUACACCUAACACAGGUAACAACACAGUCCUGUACCUACACCACUGCCUACACCUAACACAGGUAACAACACAGUCCUGUACCUAUACCACUGCCUACACCUAACACAGGUAACAACACAGUCCUGUACCUAUACCACUGCCUACACCUAACACAGGUAACAACACAGUGCUGUACCUAUACCACUGCCUACACCUAACACAGGUAACAACACAGUGCUGUACCUACACCACUGCCUACACCUAACACAGGUAACAACACAGUCCUGUACCUAUACCACUGCCUACACCUAACACAGGUAACAACACAGUCCUGUACCUAUACCACUGCCUACACCUAACACAGGUAACAACACAGUCCUGUACCUACACCACUGCCUACACCUAACACAGGUAACAACACAGUCCUGUACCUACACCACUGCCUACACCUAACACAGGUAACAACACAGUGCUGUACCUAUACCACUGCCUACACCUGACACAGGUAACAACACAGUGCUGUACCUAUACCACUGCCUACACCUGACACAGGUAACAACACAGUGCUGUACCUAUACCACUGCCUACACCUGACACAGGUAACAAUACAUUCCUGUACCUAUACCACUGCUUACACCUAACACAGGUAACAAUACAUUCCUGUACCUACACCACUGCCUACACCUAACACAGGUAACAACACAGUCCUGUACCUACACCAAUGCCUACACCUAACACAGGUAACAACACAGUGCUGUACCUAUACCACUGCCUACACCUGACACAGGUAACAACACACUCCUGUACCUAUACCACUGCCUACACCUAACACAGGUAACAACACACUCCUGUACCUAUACCACUGCCUACACCUAACACAGGUAACAAUAUAUUCCUGUACCUAUACCACUGCCUACACCUAACACAGGUAACAACACAGUCCUGUACCUACACCACUGCCUACACCUAACACAGGUAACAACACACUCCUGUACCUAUACCACUGCCUACACCUAACACAGGUAACAAUAUAUUCCUGUACCUAUACCACUGCCUACACCUAACACAGGUAAAAACACAGUCCUGUACCUACACCACUGCCUACAUCUGACACAGGUAACAAUACACUCCUGUACCUAUACCACUGCCUACACCUAACACAGAAAGUGGUGGCUCCCAGCGUCCUCAGCACAGCCACACAAACGUGUUUAUGGAGGACAGUCGACCAAAGUAUGUGGAGGAUCUGCUCACAGAGGCUCAGCAGGGCUUAAAGCAGCUGCAGCAGGACGAAAACAAAAAUGGAGUGGACUAUCAGGAUGACCAGAGUGUCAUUUCGACCAUGACGGCUCGUACCGACGACGAUGUGAGCUUCAGUGAGCUGAGGAUGUCGGAGUCUGAGAGCACCGCCGCCGAUACCAUCUCAACACGCUCCACCAUCUCCUAUCAGUCCUCACGGUCUGGACUCACACGCCAAGGCUCAACCUUCAGACCACUGAAACAGGAUAAGAAGCCGGGAAAGAGUCGGUCCAAGGGAAAACACAGAAGUACAGUGACGGGAAUACCUCGACAUGUACAGAAAGAACUGGGUCUUGAUCGAGCCGCAUGGACAGCGUCCCAGUUCACUGAUGCUCAACUGACCAAUGGAGGUGUGAUCAUAUCGACAGUGGUUCCCACUCUGGAUAGCAUAUCGAUCGCCUCAGAACAAGGAGCCCAAAUGUAUCUUCGGAACCUGCAAGCUGUUGAGGAGGAUGAACCAGAUCUCCGUCCAGUGGAUAGACAGCAGGAUGACCUUUCACUCAUCCAGCACCUUCUACCCCAGUCUUUGGAUCCACAGAGGCCUAGAUCGCUAGCUGUUCCCUGGAUGACCACAACAGGCAGCCAUCCACCCAGCCCAGUGAUGUAUGUCUCCCCCCAGGCCACAUAUCUUUCCAAGAUCAUCCCCAAUGCAAUACUGCCUCCUUCUGUGGAUGUGGUGGAGCUUAGCCGCAACAGAAGUCGCAGCAGUGUUCGUAUGGUGAGUAAAAGCAGCCUGGCCUCAGCCAGCCCAGCUUCCACACGGGCUUCUUCCCGGGCUUCCUCUCGGGCUUCCUCUCGGAUCUCUUCACGGGCCUCUUCCCGGAUGUCCUCCCGAGCUUCCACCCGUUGCACAGACUUCUCUGGCUGGAGCCGCUCUGGAUCUUCCGAGACACUGGUCUCUGACUCCUCCACCAUUUCCAGCAGUAGCACUCCUCGUGUGGCCAGCAGGACAAGCCAGGAGGAGGAUACAGAUGGACCUCCGAAGGCCAACAUCAAGAACUAUCCUGGUGCCCGAAAUUUGACCAUGCCAACUAAGCCUACUCAAGUGAAUGGUGACUCUUCAGAGGAGGACAGCUGUAAGAAGUCAGAGACUUUCAAUCGCAGCCUGUCUGUAGUGAAAAAGAGCAAGAACCCUCCACCUCCCCCAAAUCGUUCAUACUCCCUGCACAAGCGACGUCAUGGCAACCCUCAGAACAGCACCCCAACUGUUCAACCUAAAGGGUUCCACGCUUCUAGCACGGAUGGACAGAGAGCAGUACUAGCAGAGCUAGAGAUAAGGAAGAAGAACAUUCAAGCAACCAAGAUACUCCAUUCACACACCAAUGGGGGGGGUCACAUUCCCAAGGAUUCCCCAUAUUCUGUCAACAACAUAUGCUCUAAUGGUGGUGCUGUUUCCCCAGCUCUCAAGAGUCUCUUUGACAUUCCGGCUCCUCCUAAGGUACUAGCACCUCCACCUCCCCCUCCAGAGACGUGGGCACACAACCAGCACACCUUUGAACUCCUGUGUGGUCCUGGACCUGUCAACUUUGAGCGAUGGGCCCAAAAGCGAGGUCUGAAAUUUGAACCGCUGACCAAGAAGGCUCCAGCAAAAGUACCAGAUGCUGUUAGUGCAUCCUCAACAAUAGAGUCAACAGAGAUAAACAAUAAGUUGGUGUCCUCAGUUACAGAGAAAUCUGAACCACAUACAGAGAAAGUCCAGGGAAGUCUGUCAACAAACAGGAUGAAGGAUAACAGUUUAUCAGCUGUGGUUUCAGAGAUUCAGUCCAGGACUUCUAAGAUACCCACAGAUGUCCAGCCUCCUUAUGGUAAUGGACUAUCUGUGACCAGGCUUACUAAGAUCAAUUUGUCCCCUUCUCCUUCACCACCCCCUGAACAUCUUCCUCCCCUGCCCCCUAUAAACACAGUUAAACCCCCAAAAGAAGAUGUACCUUCCUCAAAAGCCCAGUUCAGGACACCGUUUGAUGAAAUCAUAUGUCCCCCUCCUCACCCUAUGUUCCCACCACCUCCACCUCCUCCUAUGAAUGUACCUGCUCCACAUCCUCCAGUUGGGAAGGAUGAAACAGACUUCCCUAACCCACCUUCACCAUUUUCCCCAAAGACGUUACAAAAUAUGCCUCCAUUACCACAGGAUGCACCACCAGCAGGAGAUAAAGCUCCCUCAACACUGAAGAUACCAUCUCCUCCACAAGAAAUCCCACCUCCUCCCCAUGUUCCCCCUCCUCCUCCCCAGGUUCCCCCUCCUCCUCCACAGGCUCACCCUCCUCCUCCACAGGCUCACCCUCCUCCUCCACAGGCACACCCACCUCCUCCACAGGCUCCCCCACAAGCUCCCCCACCUCCUCCACAAGCUCCUCCGCCUCCAUCACAAUCUUCCCCACAUCCUCCAAAGGCACCACCGCUACCUCCACAAGCUUCACUGCUUCCUCCACAGGCUCCUCCACCCCCUCCAUUGGAAGUAUCCUCAGCACAAGCUCAGAGCACCACACCACAGCAAGUUAAAGUUCCUCCACCGCCUCCAUUACCCACAGAUCUCAAAAAAGAGGUCAAACCAAUACCAAAUGACAAACAAGAGAAACCGCAGCCUCCCCCGACCACUAAUACUUCUGCAACCAAAGAAGAAACACCUACUCCUAUGGUCACACAGUCCUUGUUGCAGAUGGUUCGUCUCAGAUCAGUCAAGUCCAGCUCGAGCCAAGCUGAAGCUCCUAUUGUACGUCCAAAACCCAAGCAGCAGAACACAGCAGCCAAUCACGAGGCACCUCAAAAGCCAAUCAGAAGAUCUCUGAUUAUGAUGGCACCGCCUCCUGAAAUAGACUCACUAUCUUCUACAGAUGUAAAGGAUGACACAGAACACUCUACCAUCUCACAGGAAAACCAAGAGACUGCCUCUGCACCAAACUCCCAACCAAUAGCUGAACCAACAAAACAAUGCAGUAACACUGUUCAAGAUGCACCUCAAGUACCACCUGAACCAAAACCUUCUGCUGACCACAACAGCAUCACUGACCAAAAACCGCAAAAUGAGUCUGUGCCUGCUGGACUCAUAACCCAACUACCUUCCAACAAAGCAGAUCCUGGACCAAAAUCUGUGCAAGAAAGCCAAAAAGCAGCUCCUGAACCAUCGACUGAGUUAACCACUGAUCAACCAAAGGAUCAACCAGCCACCAAUGGCAUAAAGGCUAACACUCAUGACAAAGAAACCCACAAAGAAUCCAGUGAGUCUGAAGACAGACCGAGCACCACCUCGUCACAAUCACAGUUAGAGGUCACUCUGCCAAAGUCCCAAACAGUCUCUCCCAAAGUUUCACCAACCCGGAAGGUGCCUCCAGCGAGCGUUCCUUCUUCUUCCAUGCGCCUCCAGGAGGCCAUACGCCUGAAGACUGCUGCCAUGUCCUCUAAAGACAGCCAAGCCAAGCACUUCAGCCUGCUUUCUCCUCCGCCAUCAGCAGGGGGCAGCGGUGCCCUCCUGUCACCUUCGUCCACUGCAAACUUCAUCUUCUCCAAGAGCACAAAGAAGAUUGUCAUAGAAACACCCUCAUCCCCGGAGAGGCAGGUGGAUUUGAAGAAGACUCUGGUGUCCGAGUUGGUGUCUGUCUCUCAGACAACCAAACUGAGUGACUCGCUGAAUAAAAGUGUCAAGGUUCCCCCUCCUAUUGCUAAGAAACCCAGCAGUAGGGCUGAGAACACAGCCCAGAACUCUGCAGAGACUGAGACUAGUGCUGAAACUGAGCAUGUGCACACUGCUGGUCAGCAAGCACAGCCAGAGAAGUGACGGUGAGGGACGGUGCAGCCACACACUCUCUAUUGUGUCCACAAUGUUGAUGAGACCUGUCCGUGAUGGGAGCUGAGUGGCUGAAGCCACUUGGUGGAGCUCUACACUGAGAGGAGAGCUGGAAGAGGGACAAGACUGAGCUUCCAGUGAGGGGAAAAGUCAAGGAAUGUGAAAUGAAUGGUGUGAAAAAGAAAGUAAGGAGAGAGGAAAGCGAUGUAAAAGAAGGAAAGAAGGAUGCGGAGAGGAACGAGGACGAGUGCAUGAGAGAAAAGGAAUGAUAUGCUGUAGAUAAAGAGGCUGAGUUUGACUCCCUGAGUUUUCCAACCUUAAGUGUGUCAGAAUGUACCGGCUGCACCGUUUAAGGGGGAACAGGGAAGUGGAGAGAGCAGGUUGUUGUAGCUGGGAUGCUGACCGCAGUGCAGAGGCCUGGAGAGGAUGUUGUAAUCUAACAGUGUAAACCAGCUUUUGAGUUUCUGCAGAAAGGUGUUGGUACGUUUCUGUCUAGCUGAACCGAUUUAUUUUCGUUCUGUACAUAAUUUAAAACCACUGCCCAGAACUAAAGGUCUAUUGACUGGAUCUUUCUUUAUAUUCCUUCAUGUUUGAUUUUAAUAUAUGACGUCUCUUUUGUGCACUAUGAUCCUGUAUCUGGGGAAUCACUGAUUUAAUGCCAACGCUUCUAAUUUCUUUCAUCUCUGAUGUAUUAAAAAUCUUUAUAUGCCUAACUUAUUGUUUCUAAAGAGAAGUCCAGAGUGGACGCUGCAGACUGGUGAAGUGCUCUAAAACCUUAGUGACCAUAAGAUCUCCAAUAAUUGUGCUCGACGCUGUUUGCUCCUGCUUGUUCUUUCAGUUGUGAUUGAUGAUUUGAUUGAAUGCAGGUCUGGUUCAGUAAUUAAAUGCAUUUCUGUGUUUGUGAUGAGACCAAAAUAAUCAGAUGAACUGUACAGAUGAAAGAGAUCUAAUUAUGAAUGAGGUAAAUAAGCUCAGAAUCAGAGCCGAAUGUCGACCUGCUGGGUUUCUGUGUUCACAAGAACGUCUCUCCUGUUUUAAGGGCGCCUUAUAAUCGCCACUCCGUCAUAACAGGGACACUGGAUUAUAUCUGCUUUCAGACUGUAUAACAGCACAUUCUGCGGUCUUCAACAUUAAACAUGUACAUAUUAACCACA
Molecule: messenger RNA, 6765 nt
Organism: Pygocentrus nattereri (red-bellied piranha)
Lineage: Eukaryota; Metazoa; Chordata; Actinopteri; Characiformes; Serrasalmidae
Exons: 7
Coding region: 1745-5602 (1285 amino acids)
Biological process (GO): cell differentiation
Source: RefSeq, a predicted model, not a curated record